GGCACAUAACGGUCAUGUGAUCUUCUACUCCUGCGCGAACUGGGCUAAACCCCUCAGAGAGGAGGCAGUGGAUUCAUCCGCUGUGUGUGUACUGAAUCACGGCCAUGCCUUGUGUUUUGCUGAACCUCUGUGAAUAUGAUACGCAAAAACUUGUCAAAAUCAAGAGCGUCAAACUUGGCUCACUGAAAUGGACAUUAAAUGGAGUUAUCUUGAUGUUCAUUUGUAUAAUGCUUUUAUGGAAUAAAGAAUAUCAGCAGUAUGACCUCGUAGUGAGUUCAGUCACUACAAAAGUCAAAGGAGUGGUAAAAACAAAUAUUCCAGACAUUGGUGAAGUUGUGUGGGAUGUGGUGGACUACAGCGGACCGUCUCAGGGAAAAAACUCAUUUUUUGUGGCAACAAAUGUAAUAGUUACAAAAAAUCAAAAACAAGGUAUUUGUCCAGAGGUUCCACCAUCCGGGAAACAGUGUCGGACAGAUAAAGAUUGUGAGAAAGGAUUUUCAGACCAGUAUAGCCAUGGUAUUCAAACAGGAGCUUGUGUGAAGUUUGAAGGAUUGAAGAAAACAUGUGAAGUUUCUGCUUGGUGCCCCAUUGAGAACAAGAAGAGACCCAGACCUGCUCUGUUGGCAUCUGCAGAAAAUUUCACAGUGCUAAUCAAGAAUAACAUCAGAUUUCCAGCCUUCAAUUACAUAAGAAGAAACAUCUUAAUGAACGAAACUGAUCUAAAAGGUUGCAUCUAUAACAAGUACACAAAUCCAUACUGUCCCAUUUUCCGGCUGGGAGAUAUUGUGAGUGAGGCCAAGGAGAACUUUGGAGAUAUGGCAUUGGAGGGAGGUGUCAUUGGUGUACAGAUCAACUGGGACUGUGAUUUAAACAGCAUUUUUCACAACUGUGUGCCCAAAUACUCGUUCCGCCGAUUGGAUGAGAAAGAAAGCAACCGUACUCUGUACCCUGGGCUUAACUUCAGGUUUGCAAGUUAUUCAACUGUAAAUGGUGUGGAGCAGAGGACCCUAAUUAAAAUGUAUGGCAUCAGGUUUGAUGUCAUGGUGUUUGGAAAGGCUGGGAAGUUCAGCAUCAUUCAGCUUAUCAUCUACAUCGGAUCAACGCUCUCCUAUUACGCUCUUACGACAGUCUUUCUUGACUGGCUUAUUGGGACGGGCUGUUACUCUAAAGAGGCAAAACAGAACUACACAGAGAAGAAGUUUGAGUCAGUACAGGACCGAGAAGAGUGCUUCCUUUGUGUGUCAUUUGUGGAUGAAAACAAUUUAAGGGUGGUAAAAAAAUCCAGAAAGAAAACUCUACAGCAGACAAGACCUCUUUCUCUACAUCAGCGCAAGAAUGAUUUGGCCAGCAUGAGGACUCUGAUUGGUGUUCUGCAGUGUGGACCAAGCAGAAGUCUCCCUGUACAAAAUGGGCAAAGCGACGUGCUUCCCAAAAGCACAGAAACACCAUUACUGGAAAAGCCUCAGUCUGGGUGUCAGGCCUGGUGUCAGUGCGGCUGUUGUCAGCCCUCUGCGUCCCUGCACGAACAGCUGUGCUGUCGAUUGAGUAAAGGCCGCUGCAUAACUUCCUCCCCACUUUUCUCUAAACUGAUCCUCAAUCAGUCCGUUCUGGAGACUGCUUUGUUCUAUGUGGAUCCUCUAGCGGAGCUGCACGAGGGGACUCAACUCCGCCACGGGGCUUACGCUCAAUUCAUUAGAUGGCGGUUUGGUGACAUCACACCCAGGGAUGCUGUACCAGUAAUACCCAGUUGCUGCGUCUGGAGGAUAAGGGCAGAAUACCCCAGCCCUGAUGGCAAAUAUAGUGGCCUAAGACUUCAUCAGGCCAUGUCCUCCUUUCAAGCAGAGGUCAAUGCACAAACAUAAUCAAAAGUUUUUUUUAAAAGGACAAUCAAUCAGAAUGUUAAUGCCUUAUGACUCUGCUAACAGCUGCUGCUAACUACAAUCAAUAAUACACAAGUCUUUUUUUACAAUUGUUACCUAUAAUCAACUACAUAAUGAACCAUAUUAACCACAAGCAAUUCAGAAAAAAAACAGAUGUCAGACAUUUUACUACCAUAGAUGCCUUACAACUAAAGAAACAUCAAGAGCUUAAGCAUGUAUCAGCCAUUUGAUUCAUUAAUCAUAAGUGUUGCUAAACAUGGGUACACUGAUAUAUUAUGUAUCCGUAAAGUGAAAUCUAUACAGUUCAUGAAUAUAAUGAAACAUGAGGUAGGACAGCAGAAAAAAAUUAUGUGUUUAUUCCACUGAAACAUCAGAUUCAUUUUAAUCUGUCUCAUGUACUGUGACUAUGAAUAAAUACAUUUAACAAUAAUAUUAAAUGUAUUUAAACAUAAAAAUAAAGUUUUAUGUCAUAUGACUGGUACUCAAUAGUGGCAGACCACUGUCACUUUUUUUUUGUACAGUACAAGAUAGCAUAAACAAGUCUCAACAGCACUCGCCUGCGAGACGGUAAGAAACAAGUAUAUGCUAGAAUAAAUGCUAUUUCUUUUGGUGAGCAGGUCACUAUAAAUAAAAAUCCAGUGAUUACCAAACUAAGAAAGGCCCCGAGAUUUACAAAGACUGACGCAAUGCUGAAUUUACCAACCUUAAAAUAAAACAUCAAAUUGAAUUACAGAGAAUCGGACACUUGGGCCUUAAUUUAAAUUAAUUGUUAUAAAUAACUUUUAGACACCAACAGACCAAAGUAGCUAAAAAUUACAUCAAAAUGAAUUUCGUAAGCCUUUAUCCGUGUGUGUCCCGGUUUUAAAAUUUUCACCAGUUUCAAAAAAAUUGCAUAAUUUAAUUUCACCAGUUUUAAAAUAUUUGCAAACCAUUGGAAAAUAAUUAAAAUGACUAAAGUGACUAAAUUUAUCUAAAAUUAUAAAUGAAAAUGUUUAAUUUUACCAGAAAAUAUUA
Misgurnus anguillicaudatus (oriental weatherfish) is the source of this 2894-nucleotide messenger RNA. RefSeq names its product purinergic receptor P2X, ligand-gated ion channel, 7 (gene p2rx7). Gene Ontology annotation, biological process: calcium ion transmembrane transport; cell surface receptor signaling pathway; response to ATP. NCBI's taxonomy places the organism in Eukaryota, Metazoa, Chordata, Actinopteri, Cypriniformes, Cobitidae. Gene Ontology annotation, molecular function: purinergic nucleotide receptor activity; extracellularly ATP-gated monoatomic cation channel activity; ATP binding. Gene Ontology annotation, cellular component: plasma membrane. The record is from RefSeq and is a predicted model, not a curated record.